CAGAGUCGCCCACAAUUGUGACGCAUGAGCUAGCUCCUUCCGGCCAGCGAUUCUGGUUUUGGAUCUAAAAUCCCCAAAUCCAUGACCGACUAUUCCAAUUAGGGUUUAUAUACGCCAAUCUAGGGUUUGUUCUGUACCGAAAGAGAGGAAACAGCUGCUGAUAAUUAUACAUGUCGAAGAGAAAAUUCGGAUUCGAAGGAUUUGGGAUAAACCGCCAAACGACCUACAACUUCGAGCGAUCCCAAGCUCCCCAGCGACUGUACGUGCCUCCGUCUUCGCGCGGCCGUGGUCAUGACAACUACGAAGAUAACGACAUCGACAGCAUCGAGUAUGAUGAUACCGAACUCACUGUCGACAAUAGUGCGCCAGAAAACGGUGGCGUUGAGAAUGACGAGAUUGACCCUCUCGACGCAUUCAUGGAAGGCAUUCACGAGGAAGUGAGGGCAGCACCGCCCCCGAAACCUAAAGAAAAGAUUGAGAAGUACAUAGAUGACGAAGAGGACGAUCCGGUGGAGAGCUUUUUGAGGGCAAAGAAGGACUUGGGGCUCACACUGGCCGCGGACGCGCUGCAGGCUGGUUAUGAUUCAGACGAGGAGGUUUACGCUGCUGCAAAGGCUGUGGACGCUGGGAUGGUGGAGUAUGAUUCAGAUGAUAAUCCAGUGAUCAAGGACAAGAAGAAUAUUGAGCCAAUUCCGGCUCUGGAUCAUAGUACUGUUGACUAUGAGCCUUUCAACAAGGAUUUUUACGAAGAGAAUCCGUCAAUAUCUGGAAUGAGUGAGCAGGAGGUUGCUGAAUACAGGAAGAUGUUGGCUGCUCGCGUUUCUGGUUUUGAUGUUCCUAGGCCACUUAAGACAUUCAAAGAUUGUGGUUUUUCUCCUCAAUUAAUGCACGAUAUAUCAAAACAAGGGUAUGAGCAGCCGACCCCAAUACAAUGCCAAUCUUUACCAAUUGUACUUUCUGGAAGAGAUAUAAUCGGAAUAGCGAAAACUGGGUCUGGUAAAACUGCUGCAUUUGUGCUUCCCAUGAUUGUGCAUAUUAUGGAUCAGCCUGAACUUAAGAAAGAAGAGGGCCCGAUUGGAGUAAUAUGUGCACCUACUAGAGAGUUAGCUCAUCAAAUAUACUUGGAGACUAAAAAGUUUGCGAAAGCACAUGGAAUACGUGUCUCUGCUCUCUAUGGUGGAAUGUCGAAACUUGAUCAGUUCAAAGAACUCAAGGCAGGAUGUGAAAUAGUUGUAGCAACUCCGGGGAGGUUGAUAGACAUGCUAAAGAUGAAGGCACUUACAAUGUUAAGAGCAACUUACUUGGUACUUGAUGAGGCUGAUCGUAUGUUUGACCUAGGAUUUGAGCCACAAGUAAGGUCAAUUGUUGGUCAGAUUAGACCAGAUCGUCAGACAUUGCUGUUUUCAGCAACGAUGCCUCGCAAAGUUGAGAAAUUAGCUAGGGAGAUUCUCGCUGAUCCUGUAAGAGUUACAGUGGGGGAGGUAGGGAUGGCCAAUGAGGAUAUUACUCAGGUUGUUCAUGUUAUUCCAUCUGAUGUAGAAAAGAUGCCCUGGCUUCUUGAGAAGCUACCUGGAAUGAUUGAUGAUGGUGACGUUUUAGUUUUUGCUUCCAAAAAGGCAACUGUAGAUGAGAUUGAGUCUCAACUGGCUCAGAGGGGGUUUAAAGUUGCUGCUCUCCAUGGUGAUAAAGAUCAGGCUUCUCGAAUGGAGAUAUUGCAAAAGUUUAAAUCUGGUGUCUACCACAUUCUUAUUGCAACUGAUGUUGCUGCUCGUGGUCUUGACAUCAAGUCGAUUAAGUCAGUAGUGAACUUUGAUAUUGCAAGAGACAUGGACAUGCAUGUUCAUCGUAUUGGUAGAACAGGUCGGGCUGGUGACAAGGACGGGAUUGCAUAUACUCUUGUAACUCAAAAAGAGGCACGGUUUGCUGGUGAAUUGGUAAAUAGCCUUAUUGCUGCCGGCCAGAAUGUGUCCACUGAGCUGAUGGAUCUCGCCAUGAAGGAUGGGAGAUUCAGGUCCAAACGUGAUGGAAGGAAAGGAGGAGGGAAAAAGGGCAAGGGGAGGGGUGGAGGUGGCGGUAAUCGAGGUGUUCGUGGAGUGGAUUUUGGGCUGGGUAUUGGCUAUAAUCCAGAAUCUAGUAGCACUCCAUCACAUCCCGUUCAAAGUCGAUCAGCCGCUGUUAAUUCACUGAAGACAGGAGUGAUGGCACAAUUCAAGAGCAAAUUUGUUGCUGCUUCAUCAAACUCACAAGGUCAGGGGUUGAGCAAUAGCUCGAAUACCUAUGCCAACAAUAGACCAUCUUUGCCCGGAUUUGUGUCUGGGGGUACUAUUGGAGGGGAUGCAAAAAGAACUUUGACAACUAGUUCAUUCAAUUCUCCUAUUUCAAAAGUACCUAAUAGUGGUGGUCAGAGCUCUGGAGAAAAUGAAAGUCGGAAACCUGCAGACAGUUCCAGGGAAAGGGGAAGAGAAAGGCGGAGGUCUUCUGGUUGGGACCGAUAAUAAUCCUGCACGGCUGCACCAAUCUCAUAUGAAUGGAGGGAAUGACACUUUUGUUGGAUUUCUGGACGAAACACCCACCCAGAGACAUAUGUUUGGAGUGGAGUAUACAGAUAUUUUGUACAAGUAUUCUUCUAAUACUUUUUUUAUGUUGGUGUGCAUUUCAGUUCUGUUUAUUGUACCUUGCAAGUUCUACUUUGACUGGAUAAUCAAAAGGCGCUAUACAUUAGAACGAAUUUCGUUCUGGUUAUUGUCA
Tripterygium wilfordii is the source of this 2748-nucleotide messenger RNA. RefSeq names its product DEAD-box ATP-dependent RNA helicase 24. The record is from RefSeq and is a predicted model, not a curated record. Lineage: Eukaryota; Viridiplantae; Streptophyta; Magnoliopsida; Celastrales; Celastraceae. Gene Ontology annotation, molecular function: RNA helicase activity; ATP binding; RNA binding. The transcript has 6 exons. Bases 171 to 2495 code for a protein of 774 amino acids.